This is a messenger RNA of Morchella importuna, 465 nucleotides long. RefSeq lists its product as uncharacterized. The coding region runs from base 1 to 465 and encodes 154 amino acids. The transcript has 4 exons. NCBI's taxonomy places the organism in Eukaryota, Fungi, Ascomycota, Pezizomycetes, Pezizales, Morchellaceae. The record is from RefSeq and is a predicted model, not a curated record.
AUGAGAGAUCGCUAUCUAAGCUCAAACUGGAACAAGGCUGCAUCUCAAACGAGCUGUGCUCUUCCUAUCUGUGUCUUGUAUAGAAUACGUGGCUCGAGAAAUACAUGUUACCAAGUACCUCUUCUAUAUAAACAUGAGUGGAACCCACCUAACAACCACUACCGUCUGAUCUUAGUGAUCCACCGACCUGCAAAGAUAAACACGUGCAUGCACAUGUUUGUUUUGAGGAUCGAGGCUGUCCAAUCUCAGCUCGGGAAGGACGUUUACCAGCCAAUCAACCGCGGAAACUGGGAUGAGCUUAAAGGAUGCACCGAGGAGGCACUUGGCGAAUUAGGGAAGUUGUUUCAACUUAGCGCUCUCAGGUCAGGAAACGUUUUUGAGGAAGAGAUAGCCUGGUCGCUUUUGAGGAUCGUCACCGCGAAACUGCCUAUUCCCGACGAAUCGCAAUCUCGCCCGUCCGCCUGA